CUUUGAGGCAGUUAUAGAUAAACAGUCAAACCUCAUCAACGAGCGAACAACCAGUGUUUUCGCAUCCAAUUUCUUAUGAUUUUCUUCAGAACCCCACAUCAGAUUAUUCCACACCAGUUCCUUUUUAUCAGAAAUCUUUUAUCUAUUUUAUUCAAUGGUCAACUACAAUCUUGAUUAAUGUUGAAACUCAGAUAGGGAGAGAAGCCGAUCCAUGCUCUUUCGCGCGCUAAAAGAAAUGAGAAGAUUUGAAUAAAGUGGCGAUCUGCACGAUCUAAUUGGCGUUAGCGUUUACUGGGCAGUCAUGCCAGGCCCAGGUCCGCAUAUGAUGUACGCGAUGGGAUCGGGGCUGGGACUUAUGCGAGUUUCUAACGGCCGGUUCAGCGCCCACCAUACGUUGACUUACACCAUCAACGCCUUCUUCGGUCCCGACAUCGGCUCCUUCUCCGAAUGGCUCGGCUCCUUCUUCUCCAACUCGUUCGGCUCCACUAUAGCCGAUGCCAUUCACCACCCUUUUUAUUAUUUCUUGAUUCUUGGCCUUCCUAUGUGCAUUCUUUAUUCUUGGCUCUCCAGGUUUUUGCUACUUAGAGGACUUCUUGAUUCGGUUUCUGGGGUGCCCCUGUCAAGGAGGCAGUGCUUCUUGUUGAUCUGCGCUGGUUCUUUAUCUCAUUUUUUCCUUGACCAUUUAUUUGAGGAAAAUGGUCAGUCAACAAUGUAUACUUGGAUAUUGAGCACUGGUUGGUGGAAGGGUCAAGCACCUGUAAACCCAGAUGCUGUAUUUGUUGUUGGCUUAUUGUGCACUUGCUUAAUUGGUGGCUUCAUUUAUAUACACAGAGUAAAGUCCGUAAAGUCAGCUAGAAAACAAUCAUUUCAGUCAUUGAAACUUAUCUUGAUUAUAGCAAGCAUGUAUUGCUUAUGGUGUGCUAGCCAGAUAUACUGGGUGAAUCCUCGUCAAGCACCUGUUGGCGAAGAGGCUGAUCUCGGAGUUCUUAUAUUUUUGGCCAUUUAUUUCUUUCUUCCUCACUGUUUGUGUAUUAUGUCCAUAAAUCCUAAAGAUGGCGACAUUGAGCCACUCCCACUUUAACAUAUUACACUUGUUGAGGUAUGAGAAUCUCACUCUUGUGGGUAAUUAUCCUGAGGCAAGCAAAAAUUUUCAGGUUGUGGAAGCAGUAUGUCAAUUAUGAAGCGGUUGUGAUAUUGCCUGUUGUUAUACUGUGUAGAUGGUUAGGAAAUUCUCCUUUGAUUUAUCUCAGUAUAGUCUUUUGUAGCAAAGAAAAAACAAUUAUAGAUAUUUUUGGGCCAUUUGGCUUUUGUAGUUUGGAAUACGGCACUAAAGAAAUAAAAGUUAUUCCAUAUUCAUGGGCUUUCUAUCUGGAUUGGUCGAUUUGAUUUGUGAUGAAGUGCGAAGUUUUGGUUGUUAAGCUGAAAUUUUAAUGUUGGGAUUUUGUUUAGAUGUUUGGUUUAAGUGUGUAAACCAUAUAUGAGGUGGUCGGUAUAA
Messenger RNA from Pistacia vera, 1495 nucleotides. RefSeq lists its product as uncharacterized. The coding region runs from base 302 to 1081 and encodes 259 amino acids. The transcript has 4 exons. The record is from RefSeq and is a predicted model, not a curated record. NCBI's taxonomy places the organism in Eukaryota, Viridiplantae, Streptophyta, Magnoliopsida, Sapindales, Anacardiaceae.